Molecule: messenger RNA, 2243 nt
Organism: Clupea harengus (Atlantic herring)
Lineage: Eukaryota; Metazoa; Chordata; Actinopteri; Clupeiformes; Clupeidae
Gene: riok2
Product: RIO kinase 2 (yeast)
Biological process (GO): protein phosphorylation; maturation of SSU-rRNA
Cellular component (GO): cytosol; nucleus; preribosome, small subunit precursor
Molecular function (GO): ATP binding; protein serine/threonine kinase activity
Source: RefSeq, a predicted model, not a curated record
UACGUUGUUCUUCCGGAUUUCACACGUGGGGGUAAAUGGGUAAAUGUGACGUGCUGGGAAAUAUCUCGUUAUGAAAAAGUAAAAUAUUUCGAUAUACUAAACUGUCUGUGUAUCUUAAAAAUGGGGAAAUUAAACGUUGUUCUUCUAAGGUAUCUUUCACGGGAUGAUUUCCGGGUUCUAACUGCCGUCGAAAUGGGAAUGAAAAAUCAUGAAAUCGUCCCAGUGAGCCUCGUCGCCUCCAUAGCUAGUCUCAAACAUGGGGGAUGCAAUAAAGUCCUGAGAGAGUUGGUAAAACACAAACUGAUGGCCUACGAACGGUCAAAGAUGGUGCAAGGAUAUCGACUAAAUUAUGGAGGCUAUGAUUACCUGGCACUGAAGACUCUGUCAUCACGGGAUGUCAUCACAUCUGUUGGAAAUCAAAUGGGAGUAGGCAAAGAGUCAGACAUCUACAUUGUUGCAAACGGCGAGGAUGAGCAGUUUGCAUUAAAACUGCACAGACUUGGAAGGACAUCUUUCCGAAACUUAAAGAACAAGCGGGAUUAUCACAAGGGCCGCACCGGCAUGUCUUGGCUCUAUCUGUCCCGCCUCUCCGCCAUGAAAGAGUUUGCCUAUAUGAAGGCGUUGUACGAAAGGGGAUUUCCUGUCCCAAAACCUGUGGAUUACAACAGGCACGCAGUUGUGAUGGAGCUCAUCAAUGGAUAUCCUCUAUGUCAGGUUCGGGAGGUGGCCGAUGCUUCUGCUCUGUACAAUGAGAUCAUGGAACUGAUCGUCAAGCUGGCCAACCACGGGCUCAUCCACGGAGAUUUCAACGAGUUCAACCUCAUGCUCGACGACAACGAUCACGUCACCAUGAUCGACUUUCCCCAGAUGGUGUCCACCUCGCAUUUCAAUGCCGAAUGGUAUUUUGACCGCGAUGUAAGAUGCGUCCGAGAAUACUUCAUCAGACGUUACAAUUAUGAGAGCGAACUUUACCCAACUUUCAAAGACAUAAGGCGAGGGUGUUCACUGGACGUGGAGAUUUCAGCCAGCGGCUACACCAAAGCCAUGCAGAAGGACGACGAGCUUCUCCACCCAGAGGGUCCGGAGGGAGCCGAGGGACAGAGCGAGGACGAUGAGGACGAUGAGGACCCAGAGGAAGGCCCCAGUGAACCAGUUGACCUCGGCACCGAAGAGGCGGCAAACCUGGAGGAGUACAAGCAAGCCAUGUUGGAACUGGAGGGGCUAAGACUGGACGAGGACACUAAGACAAGCCAGCGUGAUCCCAGCAAAGACCAGCCAGACUGUGACCCAAGCCAGGGUGGCCCCAUUCACAAACAGACAGACAACAAAGCCCAGAACCAGAGUGAACUAGAACGUAACGUGGAUGAAACCGAGACGAGAACAGAAGCUCUGCCAAAGGAACUAGGAGCUGGAAAUUGCACGAGUCCCAGGAGUGAUGAGGAGCUGGAGGCGGCGGACGAGUGCCCUGACCUUGUCGACCUCUCAGCCAUCAACAAAGAAUUCAAGCCUUUCAGAGACGGUGAAAGUCUCCAGCACGUUAACGAGCAUCGGAGGAGAACCACCAGCGAGAGCACAGUGGCCAGCACCGACAGUAUCACCAGCUGCUCCACCAUUGCCCCGGAGGUGAUCAGACAGAAAGUGAAGCGGCAGCUGUCGAAGCACCAGAAGGCUGCCAUCCACCGGCGCCUGCAGAAGGGAGAGGCCAGCCUGGUGACCAAGGCCCGCCGGGAGAACUCCAGCAACAUCAAGAGCAGCCUGGACUGCGCUGACUUCUGGGGCUGAGCCACAGAGGGGUGGGGUGCGGUGGGGUGGGCUGGUAGUCCAGGACUCCGAUCUCCAGGGAACAGUCAAACCCUGAGGACAGUGAGCAGAGAUGCAUACCUGAGAUUAAAUCAUGUUUGGCAUGUCCGGUGGGAGGGAAGUGGAGGUGGAAUUCAUAAAUAUAUUUUUUUGUGUGUAUUCUUUGUGAAUAUGAAAUGCUAUUGAUGGCAUAAGUAAAAAAAAAAAAAAAAAUAGGAAACAACGGCGCAUCCUUUUCUAUCUGCUUGCAUCCUGUUUUCUUGAAUUUAUCACAGAAGCAUGAGAAUACUGGCUUCAAUGAAUGAUGUGAACAUGUGUGCUGCUGCAUUUGGUCGUGCACUUUAUAUUUUCUACAUAGAGCUGCUGCUAAAAGAAGUUUGAAAGAAAUCCACCUGAAACUCAAGGAAAUCACCUCAUCCAUAAAGAAAUAAGUUUCCACUCCA